Molecule: messenger RNA, 4527 nt
Organism: Exaiptasia diaphana
Lineage: Eukaryota; Metazoa; Cnidaria; Anthozoa; Actiniaria; Aiptasiidae
Exons: 2
Coding region: 1-4527 (1508 amino acids)
Biological process (GO): DNA repair; telomere maintenance
Molecular function (GO): DNA helicase activity
Source: RefSeq, a predicted model, not a curated record
AUGCUCAGGUAUGGAUUACAACCAUUAGAUGUUGGAGGAGGAGGAGAUUGUUUGUUUAAAUCAAUUUCUCAUCAAUUAUAUGGUGAUUCAAGUAAUCACUUAAAAAUCAGAGCUUUAGGAGUAAGAUAUUUGACUGACAAUCCUGAACGAUUUAUCGAAAGUGUGCAAGACACACCAUGGACUCAGUAUUUAUCGGAUAUGUCUAUGCAAGGCACAUGGGCUGAUAACAUUAUUAUACAAGCUGUUGCUGAUUCAAUGAAUUUAAAGAUUCAUAUCAUAGAAUCCAGUCAAAAUUUCAGGGAAAUGACCUUAAUUGAGCCAGCACAUAGUGAUUUAUUAGAAAACAGGAGAUCGAUAUAUAUUGGUCAUAUAGGUGAAACACAUUAUGUUUCAACAUGUUCAGUUGGCAAUAGAAUUGAAAUUAAUGACAACAGCAACCUACCAACCAGCCAAAAGUCAAACGAUACCAUUAGGCAAGAAAAGGCUGCAUAUAUGAAACAAUAUAGAAAGUCUACUGAUUCUCCUGAGAAGAAAGCUAAAAUUAAUGAGUGUCAAAAAAAUCGCAAAAGAAAUUUAGUAUCUCCAGAGCAAAAAGCGAAGAAAAAUGAAUAUGAACGAAAUCGUAGAGCAAGUCUAGCAUCGCCAGAGAAAAGAGCUAAGAAAAAUGAAUAUGAACGAAACCGUAGAGCAAAUUUAGUAUCUCCAAAGCAAAAAGCCAAGAAAAGUGAAUAUGAACGAAAUCGUAGAGCAAGUCUAGCAUCGCCAGAGAAAAGAGCUAAGAAAAAUGAAUAUGAACAAAAUCGUAGAGGAAAUUUAGUAUCUCCAGAGAUGAAAGCUAAGAAAAAUGAAUAUGAACGAAACCGUAGAGCAAAUUUAGUAUCUCGAGAGAAAAAAGCUAGGAAUAAUGAAUAUCAAACGACUUACAGAGCAUCAAAUAAGAAUAUAUCUAUCAAUUUUUCAAUUAAAAGAUUCCAUGAAAUAGUGAAGCAAGGUCCAGUGUACAUAUGUACUUGUUGUGACCAGUUGUGGUAUAGACAUAGUGUUGUUAAAACAGACAAACUUAGACAAUCCAAUCCUGAUAUCACAAAGUAUUUGUGUGAUAAAAGCAGUGUUGAUAACAAAGAGUGGAUCUGUAACACUUGCAAGAAUCAUUUGAUGAAAAACAAGGUUCCACCAUGUGCUAUAGCUAAUGGUAUGUCUUUUCCAGUAAAACCAGAUUUCUUUGACUUGAAUGAAUUAGAAUGUCGAUUACUUGCACCAAGGAUUGCAUUUCAAAAGCYAAUGCAAGCUCCUAGAGGUAGACAGCUAAAAAUUCAUGGCAAUAUUGUAAAUGUACCUGCUGAUGUGACUCAUACAGUAAGCAUGUUACCACGGUUACAAAGCCAGACUGCUACUAUCAAAGUAAAUUUAAAGAGAAAACUGCAGUUUAAAAGUUCAGCACUAUCUUUAAAUAUAAGACCGCACAAAGUCAUCCAAGCAGCAAAAUGGUUAUUGACUAAUAGCACUUUAUACAGAGAUGAAGGGAUAGUAUUUGAUAGUGAUUGGUUUAACAAAUACAGUAUUGAAGCUGCAUGUGAUAAUACUGACAAUGAUGAUAACUUUCAAUUACAAUCAGAUGAAAGUAAUGUCACUAAUGAUAUCACUGGUGAAAACCUAGAUGAUAAUGAUAAUGAAGACCAAGCUGAAUUACCUGCUGGUGUAACUGAUACUUUGUUCACUGCAACAGACUUUUUAGAAGAUAAUGAACGGCAAAAUAUUCUUAAUGUUGCUCCUGCUGAAGGUAAUAGACCAUUGAGUGUUUUUAGAGAUAAGUACUGUGAGGAGUUAGCAUAUCCUGGAAUAUUUCUUGGACAAGCACGACCAGAAAUCAAACAGAGAAAAGUCAAAGUUACUUAUAGUGAUAUUUGCAAAUCAGAAUUAAGACGAUCAGAUAGACGAGCUGCCAUGUGCAUUGAAAAUAUUUUCUAUAAAACAAAGAAGCUGCAAAUGAAAAUCCUUUUAGGAAAGUCACAUAUUGCUCUUAGAAAAUGCAAAGGAAAUAAUAAAAAUAUUAAUGCAGGACAAUUAAAACACCAAGGAGCUUUAGACAAAUUAAUCCGUCAUGAUGAAGGGUAUAAAUUUCUUAAUGCAUUGAGAGGUUCACCUCCAUAUUUUGAAAAGGCUAAAAGGGAUUUAUUUGCCAUGAUAAGACAGCUAGGUCCUGCUACAUUGUUUUGUAGUUUCUCAUCAGCUGAAACUCAGUGGUUACAUUUACUUAGAAUCCUUGGAGAACUAGUUGAUAAGAAGCAAUAUACUGAUGAACAAAUAGAGAAUUUUAAUUGGGAGGAUAGAUGCCGAUUAAUUCAAAGUGACCCUGUAACAUGUGCUAGGCAUUUUGACUUUCAGGUAAAUCAAUUUCUGACAAACUUUCUAUUGAGUUCUGCUGAACCUUUAGGUAAAAUAUCUGACUGGUUUUAUAGAGUUGAAUAUCAACAAAGAGGAUCACCUCAUAUACAUAUGUUGAUAUGGCUUGAAGGAGCUCCACAGUUUCAAGUUGAUAGUGAUGAGGAAGUCACAGCAUUCAUUGAUAAAAUCAUCUCCUGUCAUAAACCAGUAGAUAAUCCAGAAUUAUUGAAUCUUGUCAAUAGACAGAUACAUAGACAUUCACAUACAUGUCGUAAAAAUACAACCAGUCCUUGUAGAUUCAAUUAUCCACAACCUCCAAUGACGCAAACAAUGAUAAUUAAUCCGCUGGACAAAGAAACACCAGAUACUGAAACCAAAAUGCAUAAAAGUAAUUGGAAGUCUAUUAAAAGCUAUUUGAAUGACCUCAAGGAAGAUGAAGAUAUGUCAGUUGAUCAGUUGUUGGUUAAUUUGAACAUUACAGAAGAAAACUAUUUACUUGCUAUUAGCUCCUCUUUAAAUACUCCUACAGUGUUUUUAAAAAGAAACCCUAAUGAAGUCCGUAUAAACAAUUAUAAUCCGGCGUGUCUUACUGCAUGGAGAGCUAACAUGGACAUACAGUUUGUAUUAGAUGUGUAUGCAUGUGCAGUAUAUAUAGUGAAUUACAUAUCAAAAGGUCAAAAAGGUAUGAGUGAACUAUUGAGACAAGCAUGUACUGAAGCUAGACAGGGAAAUCAUAACAUAAAACAGCAGGUUAGAGAUAUUGGAAGUAAGUUCCUCAAUAAUGUUGAAAUAAGUGCACAAGAAGCAGUAUAUAUUGUCUUACAAUUACCUAUGAGGAAAGCAUCCAGGCAAAUCAUAUUUAUAAAUACUUCACCUCCUGAUGAAAGGGUGGAGCUUUUAAAACCAAUGGAUGAUAUUAAAAAUAUGGAGGAUGACAAUGAAGAAAUCUAUACUAGUGGUUUGCUUAAAAGAUAUUGUAAACGUCCAAAAAAACAUGAAGAUUUGACACUCGCAGAUUGGGCUGCAUGGUAUGAUAAUUCUAAUAUGAAACCAUAUGUAAAAGAAACAAAUGAAGUGGACAUUGAUGGCCUUCCCUUGGAAAACUUUAUUGAUGAUAAUCAAAAUGAGGAUGAUGAUGGAUGCUCAAAUACAUCAAAUUCUAAGACUAAUAAAAAAAGAACUAAAGCUCGGAUAAUAAGAAGUGUAUGGUUUAAUGUGCAAACUGAACCAGAAAAACAUUAUCGUGAGCUCUUAAUGCUUUUUACACCAUGGAGAAAUGAAGAGACUGACUUACUAGGACAUUUUUCAUCAUAUCAAGACCGAUGUAUAUCAGUCUCUAAUAUGAUCAAAGAACAAAUGAAGCAAUAUGCUGUUUGUAAUGAAGAUUUUAAUGAAAUACAGCAGGAUAUGAGUAGAAUAGAGGAUAGGUAUGAUGAAAUAGCACCUAAUACACAGAGUAUUGAACAACAGGAUCAAGCUAAAGGUGAUCAGGACUUACAUCCUGAUUUUUCAGGGAACUAUAAUUUAUCAGAUGAUUUAGGCAUACCAUCAGUUGAUAAUACUGAACCACUCACAAUGAAUGAACUCCCAGAUGAUGAAUAUAGACAUAUGGUUCAGACAUUGAAUAAGGAGCAGAAGGAGUUUUUCUAUCAUGUAUUGCAUUUAAUAAAAACAUCUGAGGAAGCAUUUUAUUGUUUUCUAAGUGGUGGUGCAGGUGUAGGUAAAUCACAUGUUACUAAAGCCUUGUAUCAAGCUGCUUUGAAAUAUUAUAACACCAGACCAGGUAUUAACUUUAAUGAAUUAAAAGUAUUGAUGCUAGCACCUACUGGUAAAGCAGCAUAUAACAUUAAGGGAAAUACUAUUCAUAGUGCUCUAUCAAUACCAGCAUGUCAAUCAUUAAGGAGAUAUAAAAGUCUUGAUUCAAGCAGAAUGAACACAAUAAGAUGUCAGCUUGGUGGGAUUAAACUUAUAUUCAUUGAUGAAAUAUCAAUGGUAGGGAAUACAAUGUUCACUGUCCAAAUAUAUAAUAGACUAAAAGAUAUCAAAGGAAGCUCGCUACCAUUUGGUGGUGUUAGUAUUGUUGCUAUAGGAGAUUUAUUCCAACUACAAGUCAGGUCAGACGAUGAGUCUGCUACUGUUUGA